Molecule: messenger RNA, 1939 nt
Organism: Megalops cyprinoides (Indo-Pacific tarpon)
Lineage: Eukaryota; Metazoa; Chordata; Actinopteri; Elopiformes; Megalopidae
Gene: angpt2a
Product: angiopoietin 2a
Exons: 9
Coding region: 219-1685 (488 amino acids)
Biological process (GO): Tie signaling pathway
Molecular function (GO): receptor tyrosine kinase binding
Source: RefSeq, a predicted model, not a curated record
CACAGUGGAACUACCCCUCCUUUCUGUCCACUCCUUCUCUGCUGCAAUAUAAAAAACCUGAACACCAGAGCAGAAGACUACUGGUCUCUCAGAUUCAAAGAGGGAAAAAGAAGCUGAUUGAAACUUAUACUUGAGGAGCGUAAACAGAGUUCCUGGGUUUUUGCAGCCAUUUCUGUCAGAUAAUUGUAGAAAUAUAAGCAGUGCUUUUUUGACAAAAAAUGUGGCAUGCUUGUUUACUGGUUUUAGGUUUCUGCAUCGCAUUUGGAAUAGAGGACAAGAAUAUUUUAGACAUGAACGGUAAGAGAGAGUACCAAAUCCAUACUGGCCAGUGCAGCUAUACCUUCAUACUGCCAGAGCAAGAGAACUGCCGGGCUGCCACAAGCCCCAACACAAACUCUUUCCAAAAGGACGACCCUACAGAGCACAAUGAGUCAGUCCAGAGACUGGAGCAGCUGGAGACCAUCAUGGAGAAUAACACUCAGUGGCUUCUUAAGCUGGAGAACUACAUUCAAGAGAAUGUGAAGCAUGAGAUAGUCCAAAUCCAACAGAAUGCUGUACACAAUCAAACUGCCACCAUGACUGAGAUUAGAGCCAACCUGCUGACUCAGACAGCAGAGCAGACACGCAAGCUGACAAAUGUAGAGGCGCAGGUUAUGAAUCAAACAACACGACUUGAACGCCAGCUAUUUGAGAAUACUCACAAAUUGCAAACACAGAUUCUUCUACAAACAAAUGAGAUAGGGAAACUGAAUGAAAAGAACAAUUUCCUAGAGAAGAAGGUGGAGGAAAUGGAGGAGCAGCGGCAGACAGAGCUGAAAGUCCUGAAGGAGGAGAAAGAGCAGAUACAGGAGCUGGUGCUCAGGCAGACCUCUGUCAUUAAGGAGCUGGAGAAGCAGCUCCACUCCGCCUCGUCUAAUAACUCCGCUCUGCAGCAGCAGCAGCAGGAGUUGCUGGACGUCGUCAACAAUCUCAUCUCCACCAUGACUGUCCCCACCAUGAAAACAUCGGUCAUGAUUCCAGAAAGCCUGACUGUGUACACAGAUUGUGCUGCAGUCUUCAAGUCAGGAAAGAAACAGAGCGGCGUCUACCCGCUGACCCUCCCCAACACCACGCAACAGAUAAAGGCUUACUGUGACAUGGAAACAUCUGGCGGUGGAUGGACAGUAAUGCAAAAACGUUUCGAUGGCAGCGUUGAUUUUCAUCGUACAUGGAAAGAGUACAAAACGGGGUUUGGUGAUCCCUCGGGUGAACACUGGCUUGGUAAUGAAUUUGUUUCACAACUGACCAACCAGAAACCGUACGUCUUGAGAAUCCAGCUGAAGGAUUGGGAAGGAAACAUGGAAUUCUCCCAGUAUGACCAGUUUUCCCUGAACAGUGAGGCACAAAACUACAGGAUACACCUUAAAGGCUACAGUGGAACAGCAGGCAAAAUUAGCAGCAUUGGUCAACCAGGAAGUGAUUUUAGUACUAAAGAUGCAGACAAUGACAAAUGUGUUUGCAAAUGCUCACAGCUGACAACAGGAGGUUGGUGGUUUGAUGCCUGUGGUCCUUCUAACUUGAAUGGAGUAUACUACCAGUUAGGCCAGAACACAAACCGCUUUAAUGGAAUCAAGUGGUACUACUGGAAAGGCUCAGGCUACUCACUAAAAUCCACUGUGAUGAUGAUUCGACCAGCUGACUUCUGAGGACACUUGGGUCGAGGCACCUGUGCUUACUUUCUCACAUCCAAGCUUUCAGAUUCAAACUGUGUUAGUUGAAGAGCAAUAGUUUGUUGAACUAAGUUUCUGCAUGUUCAUGGCAUGUUUGAAUUCAGAAACAGCUUGGCUUGGGACUACCAGGACUACCAGGACUGCCAGGCAAGGGACUUAAAAUUAGAAAUGAAAAGUUCUCAUAUUUAUUGAAAAGUACAAAAGUGGAACUAUGAGGCUCUUUUUAUACA